CUGAGUGACUUACUUGCUUUCUCGAGGCUCUGCAAGUGGGUAGUUCCUGCAGGGAGCGGCUGAGAAGGAGGGCGUGCACUUCUCCGUCAAGGGUGGAUCAAGCACUUGGAGAUUCAUGUGGGCCCCAGACCUCCAGGCCAGACUGGGGAAUGAUGCUGUUUCUACUGCACUAGGAGCGCUGUGGACAGCCAUGACAUCGGAGGGGGGCUGUCGCCAGCGGGAAUCCUCCAGCAGGAGGCGAAAGCACGCGGAGCGAGGCAGGGGUCAGGUCACCGCGGCCUUCUUGGCUAGGACACGUCUGCACGGGCUGCGAUACACGUGCUCUCAGAGCGCCUCCUGCAGGCAUCGCGCCUUCUGGCUGCUGGCGCUCUGCACCUCCCUCGGCCUGCUCCUGUCCUGGUCCUCCAACCGCUUCCUCUACUGGCUCUCCUUCCCCACCUACACCAAGGUGCACAUGGAGUGGGCCAAGGAGCUGGACUUCCCCACCGUCACCAUCUGCAACAACAACUUGGUCCGCUUCUACAAACUGACCAAGAGCGACCUGUACUUUGCCGGACACUGGCUGGGCCUCCUCCUGGCCAACCGGACGGCCCGGCCGAUUGUCCUCGACCUGCUGCAGAAUGAGCGGCAGACCUGGUUCAGCAAGCUUUCUGACUUCAGUCUCUUCCUCCCGCCCCGAAACUUUGAGGGCACCAACAUGGAGUUCAUGGACCGUCUGGGGCACCAGCUUGAGGACAUGCUGCUCUCCUGCAAGUACCGAGGAGAACCAUGUGGACCACAGAACUUCUCCUCCGUUUUCACCAGGUACGGGAAGUGCUACAUGUUCAAUGCGGCGGAGGAAGGGAAGACCCUGCGCACUACAGUGAAGGGAGGGACCGGGAACGGUCUGGAGGUCAUGCUGGACAUUCAGCAGGAUGAAUACCUGCCUGUGUGGGGGGAGACAGAGGAGACGGCGUUCGAGGCAGGAGUGCGAGUACAGAUCCACAGCCAGGCCGAGCCCCCCUUCGUUCACGAGCUCGGGUUUGGAGUUGCCCCCGGAUUCCAGACUUUCGUUUCAACGCAAGAACAGAGGUUGACCUACCUGCCUCCUCCUUGGGGGGAGUGUCAGUCCAUGGCCCUGGAGUCCGGAUUCUUCCAGGUAUACAGUGUCACAGCCUGCCGGAUCGACUGUGAGACACGCUACAUUGUCGAGAACUGCAACUGCAGGAUGGUGCACAUGCCAGGUGAUUCCCCUUUCUGCACUCCUGAACAGUACAAUGAAUGCGCUGAGCCGGCACUAGCAAAGCUGUCUGAAAGGGACCACAAUAACUGCAUCUGCCGGACCCCCUGCAACACGACCCGCUACAAUAAGGAGCUGUCCAUGGUGAAAAUCCCCAGUAAGACUUCAGCAAGAUACCUGGAGAAGAAGUUCAACAAGUCUGAGAAAUACAUCACGGACAACAUCCUGGUCCUGGAUAUAUUUUUUGAAGCCCUGAACUAUGAGACAAUUGAACAGAAAAAAGCGUAUGAAGUGGCUGGUUUACUGGGUGAUAUCGGUGGUCAGAUGGGACUGUUCAUCGGAGCAAGCAUCCUGACAAUACUUGAGCUGUUUGACUAUGCCUAUGAGGUGAUGAGAGACAAAUUGCUGGACUUAAUGAUUCGAGAGGACGAGGAAGGGAGCCACAGGGAGGAUGUGAGUACAUGUGACCCGGUGGCGAACCACUCCGAGGCCAUCAGCCACAAUGUCAGCAUGCCCCUGCAGACUACGCUGAGUACGCUGGAGGAGAUCACCUGCUAGUGCCUCCCAGUCGCCUCUGACAUCCACCAGCCUGGACAGCAGCAACAGGGCUUCUCACGAAACUGUGCAGGGGACCUGCUCAGCAUUGACUGAGUAUCCUUGGAACAAACUCAAGGUCAGAAGAAAACCAAGAGCUUUGCUGCAACACGAUGCACAAUUGGGACUUCAAAUGAACUCUCUGUGAGUGAAGACAGAGACAAAAGGUCUCUGAUUUCAUGGAUGAUACAAAAUCAGUCCACUGAGGGCAUCUGUAUAGCUUUCACUCUCUGUCAUUCACAAUCUACUGCCAAAUUGUAUAUUUGCCAACUGUCCCACUUGCAUGUUGGUUCUUUGGAUACAGUGCUUUUUACUAAUGUCAAGACUGUUGUUUUGCUUUGCUGUAUAUCUCUAAACGGAAACUAUGAAACUAUACGGCUUACAAGGCAAAACUUGGAGUGCCACUGUGGGAAAAUCUUACUCAGAGGGUCAUAGUGAGUCAGUGCUCCAAUAUUUGCUUUCUUUCUCAAUCAAAUGCUGUGUGUAACAAAUAAUUUAAUGUGCAACUCUCAUUCAUUUUAUGCUCACACAUUGAUUUGUGGAUCACUGACACUGGGCUAUUAUGGAAGCCCUGAAGGGCAAUGUCAAAGAAAAUAAAAUUACUUACAAAGUG
Conger conger (European conger) is the source of this 2426-nucleotide messenger RNA. Its product is annotated as acid-sensing ion channel 2-like. Gene Ontology annotation, biological process: sodium ion transmembrane transport. Bases 116 to 1777 code for a protein of 553 amino acids. The transcript is spliced from 10 exons. Gene Ontology annotation, cellular component: membrane. Lineage: Eukaryota; Metazoa; Chordata; Actinopteri; Anguilliformes; Congridae. The record is from RefSeq and is a predicted model, not a curated record. Gene Ontology annotation, molecular function: ligand-gated sodium channel activity.